CAACCUUUACAUUUACUGGCUCUGGGAUUUCUCUCUUGAGCUCUCCAUCGUCUCUGCUGUUCCCAAAGUCAAAAUGUCGAACAAGUCUCCAAUAUAUCCGAUGCCAGAGCCUCAUCACUUUAGCGACUAUGGUUUCGAUCCCCAAAUCGACUACUUCCAGGUUCUAGAGGAAGCUAGAAUGCAGAAGCGGGAGAAGUACAGAUCUGUAGAUGCUCUGCAUUUCAAGCUACAGAAACCCAAUUCGAAAGAAGAGUCAAAGAAGAACAAGAAGAAGAAGAAAUGGUGGAGAAACGCUCUUUUAUUCUGGAAAUGGAAGUGGGCUCAGGGUGAGAGACAAAAUGGCGAAGAGGGUUGUUUUAACAAAAGGAGUAGAGUUUGCAGGGCAACAAUAUCUGGACAAGUAUACAUAACAGAGAGCAGAAGCGGGUCAAGCACGCCAUACCGGAUGAGCAAUAGGUCGGCAUCUGGGCCUCUGGCUGGGACAUUGGAUAUACCUUAUCUCAGCCUCAGAGACCUCAACAUGGAACAACCACAGCAAUACAAUCGAGUCUCUGCUUCCGCCAUGCCCAUCUACUUGGUUAGUUAGUAUUAUCUUGUCCAUUUUUGGCCUUUUGGCGUGUUUCCUCUCUCUCUCUCUCUUUCUAUCUAGAUUGCCUUGUAGAAUCCAUUUUCUUUUGCAUUUGAACCUGGAAAACUGGAAUUAAAGGGAUCUCCUUUUUUCCAGCCUUAUUGGGCCCUUUUUGGUCCUAGCCCAAGAGGGCCAGAUGCUGAUGUAAAGGCAGGAGAGGCCCAGACCCUUUGGUGGUGUGGUCACUGUGGUGUUGUGUUGGAUGAUUUUUAAUGGCUAAAAAUGUCUUUGUAUUCUUUUCCUUUA
This is a messenger RNA of Macadamia integrifolia, 874 nucleotides long. RefSeq lists its product as uncharacterized. The record is from RefSeq and is a predicted model, not a curated record. The transcript is spliced from 2 exons. Lineage: Eukaryota; Viridiplantae; Streptophyta; Magnoliopsida; Proteales; Proteaceae. The coding region runs from base 74 to 586 and encodes 170 amino acids.